Schistosoma mattheei is the source of this 2256-nucleotide messenger RNA. The record is from the annotation of a GenBank genome assembly. NCBI's taxonomy places the organism in Eukaryota, Metazoa, Platyhelminthes, Trematoda, Strigeidida, Schistosomatidae.
AUGAGUCAUAAAAUUAAGUCGGAAGUCAGCUCAUAUUACAAACACGAUAAUGUUACUGUAAAUCGCCGCAGAAGUUCUAGCAUUGAUAGUAACGAUGAUAAAAUGUCUUACGUCAGUCGGUCGUCUAAUCAUAAACAUAGCAAGACUAAGUCUCAUAGUUCGAUUAAGUCAACAACCCAUUCAGAACAUAAGACAUCCCACCAUUCUUCCAAAAAGAAAAGAAAAAAGCAUAGGAGGUCAUCAUCUAACUCAUCGUCCUCUUCAUCAUCAUCGUCGUCAUAUGACAAUCGCUCUGAUAAUGGAACCACGAAGAAACAUACAUCAUCAGCCGCUGUUCCCAAGGAAUUGUUAUCUCUUUCACUGGAAGAAAUACAAAAGAUUAGUGAGGAAAGGCGACAAAAGAAGGCUUUGAUGAAAAUCCUGGAAACACCAGAAGAGAAACGAGCUAGACGUUUAGCUAAAAAGGAAGCUAAAGAACGUUGGAGACGUGAACGAAUGGGAUGGGAUAAAGAGUAUUUAGGUUAUACAAAUGAAGAUAAUCCAUUCGGUGAUCAUCAUCUUUCUGAAUCAUUUGUCUGGAAACGGAAAUUAGAACGACAAGGACUGUCACAUUUAUCCAAAGAGGAGCUUCAAGUCUUACAAAAAAAGAAAAUGCAAGAGAAUAAAAUGGAAUUGGAAGCUGUUCGACGUAGACGUAUUGAAAGAGAACGAGAACGUGAACAGCAUGAAAAAGAAAUGGAAAUGAUGCAACGAGAUAAAGAAGCAGAAUAUUAUCGAUCAUGGGAACAACAAGAAGACCAUUUCCAUUUACAACAAGCUAAAUUACGUUCUCGUAUUCGUAUUGCCGAUGGACGUGCUAAACCAAUUGAUUUGUUAGCAAAAUAUAUAGCUGACCAAGAGGAAGAUCCAAUGGAAUUUGAUAUAUCAGGUGUAGUAGAAAUUUUGGAACCGACACAAUUUCUUGUUGGCUUAGGUAUAGAAGAUUUAGAAGAUUUACUUGAAGAUAUUAAGGUAGUGUAUAUGGAAUUAGAAAAAGGUUGUAAUGCAGAAUAUUGGCGUGAUAUUACAACUGUUGUUGAAGAUGAAUUAAAUAAAUUGCGUCGAUUAGAAGAAAAUAGUGGAGUAGCUGGUGCAUGCGGUGCCGAUACCAGAGGUCGUAGUUCGGCUACUAUUAGUCAGUCUGUUAUGCAAAGUGUUGCUGAAACAUUAAAGGGUAAAACAUACAAUCAAUUAAGUGCAUUAGAAAAACAAAUUGCUCCAAAGCUACGUGGUGGUGAAGGUGUAGAUGUAACUUAUUGGGAGACAUUAGCUCAAUUUGUUCGUGCUCAAAUGGCUCGUACUCGUCUACGUGAUAUGCAUCAAGACAAUCUCAAACGUAAAUUAGAAUGUUUACGUCAAGCUCAAGGUAUUCCAAAUGAUCAUGUCGAAUUGGACAUUGAACAACCUGCUCAACCUAUUGAAGAUGAAAAUGAUCCUGAAAAUUUCAUCCCACCUCCUUUACCUCCGAUUGAAUUGAACAGAGACGGUAAUCCAGUUAGUAAUAAUGCUAUUGAAGACUUACACAGCGCUGAAGCUAUCAAAGCUGUUCGUGCAGCUGAACUACAAGCUGCUGCUUUGAUUGAAGAAGAAUCGUAUAAUCCGUCGAUUUAUUCACCACCACGUAUUAAUCCGGAUGAUUUAGAAUUGGAUGCCGUUAUUUAUAAUCCAGAAGAUGACCAAGCGAAAAUUGAAUAUCAGCGUCAAGAAGUCUUACGUACAGGAACGAUGCAAGCUACUGAAGAAGAAGAGCUUAUAAGGCGAGCUAGAGAAGGCAUGGAAGAUGGUGAAGAUGCACAAUUCUCAGUUAUGAUUCCAGUUGAAGAUCAAUCUUUCCUUUGGUCCGAUAAAUAUAGACCAAGAAAACCACGUUUCUUUAAUCGUGUUCAUACUGGUUUUGUAUGGAACAAAUAUAAUCAAACACAUUAUGAUCUAGAUAAUCCACCGCCUAAAAUUGUUCAAGGCUAUAAAUUCAAUGUUUUUUAUCCGGAUUUAAUUGACAAAACUAAAACACCGACUUAUACAUUAACAUCAUGCGGUGAAGCAGAGAAAGAUUUUGCUAUUCUACGUUUUAUUGCUGGACCACCAUAUGAAGAUAUUGCAUUUAAAAUUGUUAAUCGUGAAUGGGAAUAUUCGUAUAAACAUGGAUUUCGAUGUCAAUUUCAAAACAAUAUCUUUCAAUUAUGGUUUCAUUUUAAACGAUUUCGUUAUCGUCGAUAA